This is a messenger RNA of Carassius auratus (goldfish), 1760 nucleotides long. Its product is annotated as cytosolic phospholipase A2 gamma-like. The transcript is spliced from 15 exons. Gene Ontology annotation, cellular component: nucleoplasm; cytosol; nuclear envelope. Lineage: Eukaryota; Metazoa; Chordata; Actinopteri; Cypriniformes; Cyprinidae. The coding region runs from base 1 to 1695 and encodes 564 amino acids. The record is from RefSeq and is a predicted model, not a curated record. Gene Ontology annotation, biological process: glycerophospholipid catabolic process. Gene Ontology annotation, molecular function: calcium-dependent phospholipid binding; calcium ion binding.
AUGAGUGCAUUCAAUCUUCAGGAAAGUGAGGUGAGAAUCAAACACUCAUUGAAUAAGGAUGAGGAAGACUUUAUAGUCAACAGGAGAAAAUCUAUUUUUACAACCCUGGAGAACCUUGAGACACACUGCAGUGAGGAUGAAGUGCCAAACAUUGCAUUACUGGGUUCUGGAGGAGGACAAAGGGCCAUGGUUGGUUUGCUGGGAUCCCUGGUUCAGCUUGAUAAAGAGGGUCUUCUGGACUGCAUCCUUUAUCUGAGCGGAGUCUCUGGAUCCGCCUGGUGCAUGGCCUCCUUAUACCAAGUACCAGACUGGUCCACCAAACUAGAGACUGUGAAGGACCAAAUCAUUGAGAGACUCAGCGGUCCAGGAGUCAGCUUUACAGACAAACUGGCCAAACUGAAGAAAUAUUACUAUGAGAAAGACAUCUUCAGCUUGACUGACGUCUGGGCAGUGAUGGUUGUAACAAAAUACGUCAAAGAGAUUGAUGAACACCCAGUCUCACAUCAGCAUGACCAGCACAGUAAAGACCCGUUCCCCAUCUACACAGCGAUCGACAAGCAAUGCAAACAGUGUGAGGAAGGAGAUGCCUGGUUUGAGAUCAGUCCAGUUGAAGCAGGUUAUUCUCUCACUGGAGCGUUUGUGGAAACAUCCAGCUUCGGCAGCAAGUUUGACAAAGGCUCAAAGAAAAACCCUCAGGAUGAAAUGGACAUGCUGUACCUGCAAGCUCUGUGCGGCAGCGCUUUAGCUGAUGGAAAGAAGAUGGUUAAAUUCAUCUGGAAACAAAUAAAAGAUUUUUUUGAUCAUUUAUUUCCUCAAAUUAAAACAAUUCUUGAGGAAAUGGGGAAAGACCCAAAUGACCCACCUGCAGAAAAGUAUUUCCAGGUGCUCAUGGAUCUUGUGAACAUGAAUCUCUCUGUUUUGAAUGUUAUUGAUCCUUCUGAUUAUGACAAAUCCAUCAGAAAAAAAAUCGAAGAGCUCGCUGAAGGCAAACGUCAGCUGAUUUUUCCAGAAGGAAAACUGGAUCUCACUAAUAAAGAGGCAGCAAAACGGUAUAUGGAACAGUACACCAUGGACGUGUGCAACUAUUUGAGUGAUUGGUUCAGUUUCUGGCCAUUCGAUGCUUGCUUCAGCAUUUGUAGAUGCAUGGUUCAGUGGAUUUGGGGCAGGGAAUAUAACUUUUUCCAUAAUGUGGCAGAUGAAGCAGUGCCUCCUGUUCUUGUGAAAGAUGAGACGAGAGACUAUGAAGACGCCGGUCUGUUGCUGAACUCACCCUACUUCUCAGUGCUGAGAAAAGAAAGAAACAUUGACCUCAUAAUUUCCCUGGAUUUCAGUGAUGGCAAUCCUUUCAUGACAUUGAAACAAACUGCUGAUAUGUGCAAGAAACAAAAGAUCCCUUUCCCGGAUGUUCCAAUGUUUUCUGAAAAAGAAAAAAAAUACCCAGAGGACUUCUAUGUGUUCAAAGGCACAAACGUUCCAACCGUGAUUCACAUCCCUCUGUUUAAUGUGAUCAACUGUGAAGGCAAGUUGUCUACCUGGAGGCAGAAAUAUCGUACCUUUCAAUGUCCUUACAGCGCUGAGAUGAUCACUGGUCUUAUGGAGGUCGCUGGAAAAAACCUCUCUGCCCAACAGCUGCACCUAUCUGCUCCAGCAGUUUCUCUCUGUUGUUUGAGAUGUUUUUUCCAGCGACCUCCAUAAGAUCAGUGAUCAUCUCAGCGCUGUAAGAAUCCUGAAAGGUGGUAUAUUUCUUCCUCCACAUAUCA